This is a messenger RNA of Asparagus officinalis (garden asparagus), 1608 nucleotides long. RefSeq lists its product as uncharacterized. Bases 93 to 1514 code for a protein of 473 amino acids. Gene Ontology annotation, molecular function: LPPG:FO 2-phospho-L-lactate transferase activity. The transcript has 13 exons. Lineage: Eukaryota; Viridiplantae; Streptophyta; Magnoliopsida; Asparagales; Asparagaceae. The record is from RefSeq and is a predicted model, not a curated record.
GGCUUGAGGCUGAGACUCGAGCUCAAGAAAGAAUCAGGUAACGAGUGCAACAGGGAAAUGGACACAUCCUCAUAACGCGAUAGCGGCCAUCAAUGGCGGAUGCGCAUUUUAUCCCCUUAAUCGCUCCAAAUCCAUUCCCUCGUUCCCCCUUUCAUUUCGCUUCACCUGCUCGAUUCGCAUCAAAAUCUCUCGUCGCCAUGGCGGCGCCUAACUCCAGCAGCGCCUCCCCCUGCUCAGUCUCAUCGUCUCCUUCUUCCUCGAUCUACAACCCUAACCCUAAUCCCCAGCCCUCGUUGCUCGUUUUCUCAGGAGGGACUGCAUUUAAUGGUGUUGUGGAAGAGCUAAAAAAGGUAACAACUCGAGUUGCCCAUGUUCUUCCAGUCUCUGAUGAUGGAGGAAGUACAGCUGAGAUCGUCCGUGUUCUGGGUGGGCCAGCUGUUGGCGAUAUUAGAUCAAGAUGUUUGAGACUGUCUGAUGAAAGUACUUCUGAAGCUGUUGCUGUCAAGAGGUUGCUUGGGCACAGAUUGCCUCUUGAUGCAUCACAAGCAAAAUCAGAAUGGUAUAGAAUUGUUGAAGGAGAGCAUUCUUUGUGGAAUGGUGUGUCACAGCCUUACAGUGAAACAAUCCGGGCAUUCUUGGUUUAUUUUCAAAAUCAGAUCCUCCGCCACUCGAGUGGAUCAUUUUGUUAUAGCAAUGGCAGUAUUGGUAAUUUCUUUUUUGCUGGUGCGCGCAUAUUCUUCCAGUCUUUAGAUGCUGCCAUAUUUCUGUUUUCACGAGUCUCAGAAAUACCCAGAGAAAGUGUUGUGCUUCCUGUUAUCUCUACUAAUGAUAGGCUCACACUGGGAUGUGAAUUAUGGGAUGGGACUGUUAUACGUGGUCAGAAUGAAAUAUCACAUCCUACUGAUGGGCAUAUGACAGUGAUAAGCAAGGAUUGUUCUUCAGUUAGAAGUUUGCCGUCCAGAAUAAAACGGGUUUUCUAUAUGUCAAGUGAGGGCUGUAACUUACUGCAUGAGGUUUUCCCUACUGUGAAUCCUACAGUUCUGGAGCAGUUAAGCAAAGUGGACUGUAUCGUUUAUGGCAUGGGAUCUCUUUUCACUUCCAUAUGCCCAUCUCUGGUUUUGCGGGGAGUUGGCGAGAUAAUUGCUUCAAGAUCAAUUCCCAAGGUCCUUCUGUUGAAUGGCUCACGUGAUAGAGAAACCACUUCUUUGUCUGCUUCGGACUUUGUAGCUGCAAUUACAGAUGCCCUCAACCGAACUCAUGGAGACCCUCACAAAUCUCUUGCUAACCCACCUGGUGAUUAUGUUAAUACACUGUUGGUUCCUAGAGGUGGUGAAGUUCCUGUAAAUAUCGACUAUUUGGCUGCUCAAGGAGUCCGCCAAGUGGUGACUGUGGAUUCCAUACACGAUCCUAAGGUGGGGGUAAUAUUUGAUCCUACGUCUUUAAUCAGUACCCUUACCAAUUUGAUUUUGUAUUUUAGAGAUUCAUGUUUAAUUAAUUCCAACAUUACCAUUUGAUAGUAUAGACCAACAUAUGUAAAUAAAUGAUAUAUGAGCAACUGCUUUUAAUAUAUUCCACUCGAGAAAUAAAUAUUUGAGGUACAUUUAUUUA